CAGGAGGCGGGCGAGAUCAGAAGUUUGCGAAACGAGAACUCGGAAGUCGUUUGCUAGGCCUGUGAACAUGUCGACCGUCGCCACUCGCAACAGCAGCUUGCAGAGCAGGGCCGGCGGGGUCCCCAGCAGCCAGAGGAAGCCCUACAAGUGCUCCAAAUGCGAGCGUGCCUUCAAUACCCCGGCCAAGCUGGAGCGGCACGGCCGGAGGGCCCACGCAGGGGAGCGCAGGCACAGCUGCUCGGGCUGCCAGCAGAGCUUCGCGGACCCGGCCGAGCUCUCCACACACCAGCGACACGCCCACGGGAUCCACAGACCACACAAGUGCCCGCUGUGCGCCAAGACCUUCGCCCUGCUCUCCAGCCUGCGGGUGCACAAGAGGACCCACGUGGGCGGGCAGAGCUUCCUCCCUGGCUCCAGCCUCCAGCCGCAACAGAGUAAGAUCCCCAGAGGCAGGGAUUACAAGUGCCUCACCUGCGGCAAGGACUUCUCCAAGCCCUACCAUCUCCGGAGGCACCAGGAGGUGCACCUGACCGCCUUGACCCACAAGUGCCCGGACUGCGGGAAGUGUUUCAGGGCCAAGACUCACCUGUACCUCCACCGGCUCGUGCACGGCACAAAGCACAAGUGUGACCGGUGCAACAAGGUCUUCGUCCACAAGGCGGGGCUUCAGGGUCACCUGCAGAGGUUCCACAGCCGCCCAGGGGGUGAGGAGGAGGUAGGAGGAGGAGGAGGAGAACAAGCACAACCACUUCCACCAGAGCCCCUUAACCGGUGCAGCCAGUGCCCGAAGCGCUUCCGAUCGGCCGCCCGGCUCGCGAUACACCGGCGCCGCUUCCACGCCCGCCAAGAGGAGAAGGAGGAGGAGGCGGCGACUCCAGAGAGCAAGGCGUUGGCCUGCACGCUCUGCGACAGGGUUUUCAGGCACUCCUCCACCCUCUCGCACCACAAGAGCAGGCACCUCCGUCAGGAGCUGCGGUGUAGCGUAUGCACCCACGACCUCGCCAACAGCGGCUCCCUGCAGCUCCGGGUCCGCCUGCACCACACCGGCGGGAAGAGGCCUUACCACUGCCUGGUCUGCAGCAGGACCUUCUGCGCCAUGCUGACCUUCCUGAGGCACUGCGAGAAGCACCAGCAGCAGGACAAGGAAGGGCAAGGAGCCAGGAGCGCCAUGUAGCUCGUCUCGCCUGCUGUGAGGGAAUGCUGCUGCAUCGCCUGGGAUUUUAUUUGAGCCAGUGUUAUCGUAUUGUAUAUUUGAACAGUGUGUAAGAAGAUAAACUUACAGGAAGCUCAAAAAAAAAAAAAAAGACGACUCCAGAUGCGCAGCAAUUUUUGAGCAACUUUUACUAAGAGUUUCAUUAACCAAAGUCUACCAACAAAAGCCAAGGAGUACAUUUUUUGUAAUACUUUUAACUACUGGUUUUAGACUCCUUUUUUGAAUACUGUAUGGACAAAUGGAAGAUUCUAUUUUGUUUAUUUGAUCGUAAAAAAAAAAAAACACUUUUGUUUGGGCAUAACUACUUAAACAACAUCACCUACCAAAGCAAACCAGAACACAAAUGCAUGUGGCAGAAAAAAAUAAAUAAAGCAGAUUUGUACAUCUGAAAAUAACCCCCUUAGUAUACAUUGAGGAAGGGUGAUGGCGUGCACGGCUAUGCGACCACAAAACUACACCUGCAGACGUUUAGCAGAGUCAUUACUGUGCCCUGUGUUGAUCAUGCUUUUCCACUGUUAACCCGCCUUCACUGCCUGUUUCUACACUGUAGAUUUAAUGUGUGUGCCCGUGUCUGUGUUCAGUGCUCUGAAAGGGGACCAGCCCCUGUGUUGAAGCAUUGCACCAGCAAUCACUGGGGUCUGUAUUAAAUCAAGUUAAUGGCGCUGCUAUACUUUAUAGUAGCUAUGGCACCGCCGUUAUUUUGAUUUAAUCCAGGCCCCAGUCUUAACUCAAAAGAAGCAGACAGCAAUAUAGACGUCAGGGACAGCUACUCACAAAGACACAUUGAGUUUCAUUGAGUUGUUUUAAUUGUGAUUUUUUAAUUCUGAGAAAGUUUACAAAAAACGGUACUUUAUUAUUUAUUUCUUAGCAGUACUUUAAAAACCACCCAAGACCUUGUAGAAUUACAAAAACACUUCCCCACUCUCAAGCCCCUGUGAAAGACGAUGGCAGAACAGUGUCUCCUGUGCAACAAAGCAGUUUUAGUAUUACUUCAUUUUAAACCCUAGGAUCCACAUUUCUGUUGUUAACUGUAGCAUGGCUAAAAAAAAACGACGGACUCAAAAUGUUUGUCUCGGAUCCGCAUGAUAUUGAUAUAUCAAAAGGGGCUGCGUAUCACUUUUGAAUCCCCUGAUCAAACACAUGUGCAUAAACAUAGUGACAUAAAAAAAAAAAAAAAACAUUUUAUUGUACCCCAACACACAAAAAAGAAUCUGUCAACUAGAGUUGUUGUUCUUUUUGGUUUGUACUGCAGUUUUCUGCUGCAGCCACACAUUAUGGACAUAGAAAAGUGUAAAGAAAUGUGCAUCAAAGACAUCACUCGCAGAGAGCCUGACCGGACAAGUGGAGGCACUUUAAACUGCAGCUGCAGCCAAAACCUUUAUAUAUAUAUAUAUAUGAGAACAUUAUUUAGAUGUUUUAUUUAACAUCAUGUAAUCAAAGACACUACACAUUAUAUCACAAAAGUCUACCGGAAGCCAUAACAGUUGUACAGCUUUUCAUGUUAGAUUUCAAAAUGUCACCUUUUUUUUGUCAGUUUUUCAGAAAACUACAAAGCGGCGUGUAAUUCAAUAUGUUAACGUAACAUUAUUCAGCAGGUUUCAUUCGACUUUAUGAAGCAAAAUGAAUGAAUUCUAUAGGGUGAUGCAAAACAUUUGGGCCAGAGCUGUAUGUUCAUCAGACCACAAGCUUGCAUGGUUAUAGACCAGCGGUAAAGUUGACUUUUUCCAGUACUGGCAACAUACCCUCGUAAUAACACAAAUAAAACCUUAGAAAUGAGUUUAACACCCACCUCGCACAUCAGGUUUGCACGCAUGGAGUGUCGCUACGUCUUGAGAGAACUAACCAAUGCUUCUGAUACAGUUCAGGUCUGUUUGAAGCAGCAGAAGUUUGUCUUUACACAGCUUGCAGUGCCUCGUUACAGAACUUGAUUACAGCGAGUAGCUUUGUGAGUCAGGAAGCAAACCUCCUUUUAAAAUACCAAUCCCAAUUAAUUCUACUUUUAAUUAAGAUGCAUACCAUUAUAUUAUAACUAAGGUAUGUUGUUAUAUGGUUAAAACCAUUAUUUAAACUUUCAAAGCAUACCAUACCAACAAGAAAAUAUUUUGUAGUUCCUAAUAAAUAAUAAUAAUAAUAACCCAUUUCUGUUCUAUUAGUGUAAAGAUUAGAAGUACAAACCUAGGACUGUGAGUGCAGCUGUGCAAAGUAUGCUGCUAUCAGGGAAACAACGUUUUAUUGCCUGAGAAAGGGGCAAUAGAACUGAGCUCACCUCGUCUGGUGCAAGCAGGACAUUUCUGACACACAGAGAUAAGCCAGCAAUUCGCUUUGCAUGCAAGGAUACUGUAUAAAGAGCAGGCAUUCGAGAAGUAAUGAAGAUCGUCCGUGAACACACACCAGCGCCGUGUCCUCUGCUUUCUUCCACAAGCUGGUAACGAAUUAUUGCUUCAUUUCUGUGAAUCACUAGUGACCUCAUUAUUGUGUAUAAUGAUCAUGAUAAAGCUGUAAAAAUGUGAUUGUUGAUUAUUGGAAUCAAUAAAGGAAACGUGUUGAAUUCUG
Acipenser ruthenus (sterlet) is the source of this 3766-nucleotide messenger RNA. RefSeq names its product zinc finger protein 226-like. Bases 68 to 1174 code for a protein of 368 amino acids. The record is from RefSeq and is a predicted model, not a curated record. The transcript is spliced from 2 exons. Gene Ontology annotation, biological process: regulation of transcription by RNA polymerase II. Gene Ontology annotation, molecular function: DNA-binding transcription activator activity, RNA polymerase II-specific; RNA polymerase II cis-regulatory region sequence-specific DNA binding. Gene Ontology annotation, cellular component: nucleus. NCBI's taxonomy places the organism in Eukaryota, Metazoa, Chordata, Actinopteri, Acipenseriformes, Acipenseridae.